This is a messenger RNA of Mercurialis annua (annual mercury), 980 nucleotides long. RefSeq names its product putative invertase inhibitor. The transcript has a single exon. Bases 266 to 805 code for a protein of 179 amino acids. The record is from RefSeq and is a predicted model, not a curated record. Lineage: Eukaryota; Viridiplantae; Streptophyta; Magnoliopsida; Malpighiales; Euphorbiaceae. Gene Ontology annotation, molecular function: enzyme inhibitor activity.
AAUGAAUUUCGUAGACCAAAUAAUUAACUUUUAGAUUGAUUAACCACGAGUUGAAAGAUGGAGGUUAAGUCGGGAUAGAUGAAGAUGAUAGUCUUGUUGUUAUUACUUUUAAGGUAAGAGUAGAUGCCAUUCUUUUAAUCUCGGUUAAUCAUCCUCAUCAAGCUACCCAUUUUACUUGUUUUUCUAUUUUAACUUUCAAUCCACUAAUGUAGAUAAUCUUCUUCCCAUCACCUACACCAUAUAUCAGUGCUUCUCGUAUUACCAAAUGAAGCCUUGUUAUUUCCCUCUACUCCUCAUCCUCACCUUCCAAUCCAUAGCUGCAACUAAUGAUCUCAUUCAACAAACUUGCAAGAAAUGCGCCAGAACCGAUCCAAACAUCAGCUACAACUUCUGUCUAACUUCUCUUCAAGCGUCUCCUCAUUGCCAAUGUGCUGAUCUUCGCGACCUUGGCACUAUCUCCAUCAAGUUAACCCGCCACAAUGUCACUUCAACUAGGCGCUACAUUAAAGGUCUGCUCAAUAAGAAAAAACUGAACCCUGACUUGAAGGCUUGCUUGGACGACUGCCUUGCUCUUUACUCGGAUGCCAUCCCCUCCCUUAAACAAGCCAUCAAGGACUACAAGUCUAGCCGAUUUGCAGAUGCUAACAUUCAACUCAGCUCUGUUAUCGACGCCUCCACUACCUGUACAGAUGGAUUCACCGACAAAGGUGUAGUUUCCCCAUUGAAAGCAAGGAAUAACCAUACCUUUCAGUUGGCUGCUAUAUCACUUUCUAUCAUCAAUUUGCUUCACUGUUCUGCGUCGUAAUUGUAGGGAUCCCCUUGCUGUCAUUUAUCCAGUUCAGACAAGUUUCCAUGAACUUAGCUCUGUUCAUGAUAUAUAUUAUUACCACAUUUGUUGUCAUGCAGGUCACAAUGUUAAUGGUAUGUUGAAGCAAAACAACAAAUAAAGAUGGAUUUCUAAUUCAUCUCAUUUACAAUGA